CGGCAGCAGCGGAGGCAGCCAUCCCAGCAGCAGCAGUCGCAGCAGCAGCAGGGAGAACAGCGGCAGCGGCAGCGUCGGCAUUCCCAUCGCCGUGCCGACGCCCUCCCCGCCCUCCACCUUCCCAGUUUCCCCGACUACUGGACCUGCUAGCUCCUCCUCCACAGCUCCUAACUCCUCCCCUUCACCCUCACCGACUCCCUCCUCCUUCUCCUCCUCCUCGUCCACCACCACCCUAACACAACCCAACGCUCCUUUGCCGCCAAACUCACCCUCGCAACACGCCGACUCGUCUCCUCAGCAAAGCUCGCGGCCGAACGCUCCCAACGCCUCCCCGCUCUCUAACCCCUCCCCCAGCGCCGCCGACGUCCAAUCAGAACUGUCUCCUCUCCUUCCUCCCGCCCCUCCUCCUCCACUGUCCUCCUCCUCCUCUUCCUCAUCACCUGCUGAAGGUCCCAUCGUCCCUCAGUUCUACAGCAUGAACCGGCCUCAGCCUCGACAGCAGACUCCUCAGGUGGGGGGUUCGCUGCCGUACCGCCGGCCCCCCUCUGUGACCGGCCAGCCAAUCGUAACGCAGAAUCAGGUCAACGGCGGCCCCUACUACAACCAGAGCCCAGCCUCCCCUCCACCUCCGUCCCUCCUCCAGUUCACCCCUCAGCUUCCUCUGAUGGGUUUCGUCGCUCGUGUUCAGGAGUCCAUUUCAGACGCCCCUCCUCCCCCCCAACCUGCCGCCGAGAGCCAAUCAGGGCCCGAGGAGGCCCCGCCCACUCCUGAGCCGCUACAGGACGGACACGAGGAGGAGGACUCGGCCGUGGUGGAGUACAACGACCCGUACGCUGAGGAAGACCCUCCGUGGGCCCCCAGGAGCUACCUGGAGAAAGUGGUGGCCAUCUACGACUACACGGCCGACAAGGAGGACGAGCUGUCGUUUCAGGAAGGAGCCAUCAUCUACGUGAUCAAGAAGAACGAGGACGGCUGGUUCGAGGGCGUGAUGAACGCCACCACCGGCCUCUUCCCCGGAAACUACGUGGAGUCCAUCAUGCACUACGCCGACUGAGGAGAAGCUGCAGCUCGGAAGGGAAAAGCCGACUCGGUUCCACUUUGUUUUGUUUGGCUCCUUUAGAUUCUCACUAACAAUCAGAGCUUGUGGAGAUAAAUCAACACUUUGUUAAUAUGUUUACUGGACAGAGAUGCUGUCAUCUUGAGGCUUUGCAUUUAGGGGUUCUUUGAGUAGGUGGUCUGCACUGCCUCAACGUUAAGCCGGUUAAAUGUAAAAACACACAAAAGUUCGUCCGCAUCAGGCAUUUUAUCUACCGCUUGGUAUAAAUGGGUCAAAGCCUUGUUGUGCUUCAUCUUCCUGGUUUAAUUCAAGAAAGCAACGACAUGCAGCACUUUUGCCACAACCAGUUUUCUCAGAUAUGCGACAGAAAAAGGAAAGAAAAAGAUAAAGACCUGGACGUGUUCUUAAUUUAAUCUGGUGUGUCAAACAUCUCCACACAUCCAGGUUUGCACCGUGGUGGUUGUUUUUUGUUUUUUGUUUUAUCUUUUAUCUUUUUCUGAUGUCCUCAGAAGUCGGUACGAACAGUCGACCUUCCAAGUGAUGCCGUUUAUCCAGCAGCAAUAUGAAACGUUUAUCCAGCCACAUAAUCUAAACCAACUUAAACAGCAAUAACCCCGAGCAAAAGCAAUCCUCGUAGGUAAUAAAUGCUUUUCUAUUGCACAAAAAGGGGACGAUCUCCCCACAGUCCAACAAAACAAUUAGAUGGUGACCAGUGUUUCUGUGAUUGUACAGAAACAUGAAAUUUUAAAUGUAGUUUUCUUCUGAUCACAAGAAAUGCGUUGCAGGAUCUUGACAUGAGUUUAAAGCCGCUCGAUGUGCGGUUACAUGUCCAGGAAUGUCAUGGGAAAUCACGGAAACGCUGCUGUUCAGAGAAUUCAGACAGAAACUGCUAGCAGCUUAUUUUGCGUCGACUCGUCAGAAUGCGAGCGAAGACUUUUUUGGCCGUGCACGGUUUUGCUAUUACAGAUGUUUAUCCUGAAUUGAAACUGAAAACUCGUGGACAAGAGGCAGAAAUGGCCGCCGUAGAACACACAGAGUGAAGCUCGUGUGCAGAUUGGUGGCGUUUCUGAGUAAUCCAACAUAUUGUGAAUUAAAAACAUGACUUUACUAAACAGCUAUAAAUAAAGCAGCUCAAACGGCUGACAGAGAAUUACAAACGCUGUCAGAAGCUUUUUGUUUAGUUGUAAUUUAGUAGUAAUUCGUGGAAAACAAAUCCUUCCAGGUUUGUCUCAGAAUCUUUUGUGAUCAGAAGAAAAUGAUGCUUUGGAAAUAUUCCCUCAACUCCUCGUUCGUUUAACCUUUGCCUUAACAGACACCUUCCACCUUCCUGUUUUCUCAUCAGCUUUAUUAUUGUUAUUUUCUGUCAGCGAGGUUUAAAAAAAAUGAUAUUAAAAUAAACUACAGAUGAAGUAAAGGAAUAAUGAAGCUUGACACUAAUCAAACUGCAACAGAAGAAGGAAGCAGGAACGUUUGAAGGUGUGUGAGAGAGUUUUGGUGGUUUGUUGGUUAAUCGUGGGACUAUGAUAAGUUUCCUUACACGUCUUCCUGUUGAUGUGUAACUGUGUGAAAAGAAAGUCAAAGGAAGGAAACGGUCAGAUCAUAUUUGACCUUAACACCCACGUGUUGAUCAGUGUCGAGGAGAGCCGCCUGUGUGUUCAUCAGCUGAUAGUUUAAAGAUUUUAUUGCAAAAUGAAUGAUCUUUACAGGACAGUUGAGGUUAUUUAAGGUAGUUUAUUAUAUAAUUUACAAUAAAUCUGUAAAGUUCAGUUCAUCUAAUUUCAAAGAUAAAUCAAACAAGCCUCUUAUUUAAUCUAAAGUUUUCGUUUCAUAGAAGUCAGUUAAAACGGUUGAACGCUUAUUUACGGUUCACAGAAGUUAUAUCCUGUCGGCCUUUUUUUGACGCUCCGUCUGGUUCAGUCAACAAAACUUUGGUUUAAAACUAAAGACAUCAGCUCGUGUUUGCUAAUCGACUGUAAACAUUUAUAUUAUCGACACCAGUCAAAUCGCAAGGACAGAAAAAACAACACCUCGCUGAGUGUUAGACGACACAAAUGCUGAUUUGCAGCAGAAUCAGGAGCUCUGACGUGUUUUCUCUCCGUGUUUCUGAUCCGAACGCAGCACUACAAAUGUAAAACACGUUAAAAGCUUAACCGAUUGAGUUCUGACAGCUUUUUAAAUCUGCAGUAACGAUCUUUGUGCGUAGCUGCUGUGUUGUGUUGUUGCACUCUGUGCUACAGAAAUGCAGCCAGAUUUGUAGACAGACAGCAAAGUGCACAGCUAGAGUCACCAGACGGCUAAAUAAGCUGUACAGUCAUGUGUUAUUGUGAUUUCAAUGGAUUUAUUAUCGAUAGAAACUCAGAAACACUUGAUUCCUUUAAGCUAUGAACUGUGAAUAAUCAAACUCAUUUUCUUAAACUUUCUCGUUAAAGUGGAUCAGAAAGUCGACAGAGAGUCUAAAUGAUCAGGAGGUGGAUGAGGCAGGAGAUCAUAUAAAAGCACUUGUCUCCUGUGCUGUGGGUUUAAGGGUUCUGUUUUUGUAGAUUUUAAAGCAAUCGAGACCUUAAAUGAAAGAGUUGCAGCCUUUCGAUUAGUUUGCCGUCCAGCCUGAAAGCUUUAAGUAAUGAUUGACCUGAAAAAACACAACAUAAGCACUUGUUUUUGUUUGUUUUUUUCAAGAUAUUUCUUCUAGUUUUUGGCUAUUUUUAUUAAAAAGUGGCUGCAGCAACACUAGAGUUCCCCUCCUGUGGCCUUUAAAAUGUGAAACCUCUCAAAUGAAAAGCCUGAUAUUAGCUAAAGCACAACCUAACAUAUGAUCGUAUUUGUCACCAGGACCAGACCAGGCUACGAUCCUGUGAAGAAAACUGAUCAGACGUACUAGAAGUUUCUCCCCAGUCUGACCUCUGAGCCUUUUUAUUUUUCUCUCAUCGUGGUUUCGUGGUUGCGUAGUCGUGCAGUGAAGUGGACCUGAACGCGUCGCCGGGUGGAGAUUCUGGACCUGUUGCCAGUUUUUAAAAGUUUACAGUGUGUUUGCCUGCAUGCCUGAUAUAUAACUGACAUUUUUACUCACCGCGUUUUCAUAGUCUUCAUGUUCUUUAUUUCUUUUUCUUUUUUUUUAAUAUAUAUAUAUAUAUAUCUAUAGUUUCACCGACUUGCUUUAUUCUGUCUGUUUGACCAGCUGGAGGUUUGUGAUGUUUCUGUGCAGUUGUUGGUUGUGACGGCCCUUUAACGGAAGUCCUGCGUGCUCGGACUUCAGACGGACGCUCAGAUGGAGGCGGAGGAUGUUUCUGUGCCAUAUGUGUGUGUGUGUGUUGUGGAUGCAGAUGUGUGUGUGUGUGUGUGUGUGUGUGAGAACCAAACCUUCCCUCGUCGACUGAAGUGACUCUGGACCUGAGAACAGUGUUCCCUUGUUGUACAGUGUUAUUUAAAAGGCAUUUUACCACAAAAGCCAGAGUUUGCCAAAUGAACGCUCCUGAAGUUUGUCCAGAAACUCACUUCAGUCGUCUCACUGCUUCCUGAGAGGAAAAAGGAUAUUCUCAUUGUUAGAGACAUUUCUGAAAGGCUCAGUAUGAAACUGUUUUCCAUCAGUUUAUGUUUUCUAAAAGCAUCUUUAGUGACAAAACCACAACUAAUACUUAUUUUUAUUAUGAAUGAAUCUGCUUCAUUUGUCAAAUACUUUAUUAUAUGUCCAAAAAAAAUGACAAUAAAUUGUUUUAAAAAUUGCUUAUCUGCCGAGCAGACGUCUUUAAAUGAUAGUAAUUUUAUUUAUAUCCAGUUGUGUCAGCACAAACUGUUACACAGACUGAAGUGAGAACAGAAUGAUAUAAUCAGAACCUCUUUGACCCAGUUUUUGUGAAAAACCUUCAGAUGAACACUACAUAUAACAAAAGCAGCACAGAGCCUCUACAUAGAACAGAAAAAGUUGUAAAUUCAAAUUAGAAAUUAAUAAAAAUACAAACAGAAUACAUGAUUUUAUUGAAAAUGCAUAAAAAGCAGCCAAAAGAAUUAAGCUGAGCAGUAAAAAAAAACAAAAAAGCCAUUAAUAAUACUUUAUUAUAUGUCCCAACAAAUGACUUAUUGCUUAUUAGAAUCUUCCAGAUGCCAAAUAAACAUCUUUAAAUAAUAGUAAUUUUAUUUAUAUCCAGUUGUGUCAGCACAAACUGUUACACAGACUAAAAUGAGAACAUAAUAAUACAAUUAGAGCCUCUUUUACCCCCUUUGUGAGAAACUUUAGAGCCCAAAUGUGAAGGAAUGAACACUAAAUAUAGCAAAAGCAGCACUGAGCCGGUACAUAAAACAGAUAAAAAUGUUAAUUCAAAUUAAAGACAUGAAUUAAAAUACAAAUAGAUUGCAUGAUUGUAUUGAAAAUGCAACCAGAAGAAUUAAGCUGAGCAGUAAAAAAAAUUAAAAACGGAUCCAUAAAUAACGACAGACAAACUUCAGAGUGACUGAAUCUCUUUGAAAAGAGAAACUUUGGCAAACUCUGGUUUUUGUUCCGCCUGCAAUAUCCCUUUAAAGUGUGGACUGAGGAAUUAGACUAUCUGUGAAACGCUGCAGAUGGCUUCUCCGAGGCUGAUUUUUACCAGGAACCUGCUUCGUCAUCCUCCCUGCAAACAUUUCAUGAUGAGAAAAACGCCUCCAAUCUGGAUCCAAAACCCACAAAGUAAACAAAUGAAUUGUACUUGAAGUCUAUUCAGGUUUGAACUAAACAGAAAACAAUCAAUCUGUCUGGGAAAGUUUUUACCAGAUGGUUGCUGUGUUUUUACCUAUAAAAUCAAAUCUCAUAUUCCUACUUUUGAAAUGCAUUGAACAGAUGCAAGUCAAACAGAGACUUCACCUGAACGUUUAGCUUUAAGGUGACAGUUUAUCAGAUUAUCAGCCUUUAGAUUAGAUUAUUGUGUUCCCUCCUCCGUCUGCAGGAUGUUCCUGGUAGAACAUGAUGUCCGGAGAAGCGUUCUGCUUUCCAAAGUGAAGUACGACUAAAAGCACAUCGCUCUUUUGUAAGAAAGAAGAAAAGUGAAAUUACUCAGUAAAUGUUUUAACAGCU
Messenger RNA from Stegastes partitus (bicolor damselfish), 6101 nucleotides. Its product is annotated as abl interactor 2-like. The transcript has 6 exons. NCBI's taxonomy places the organism in Eukaryota, Metazoa, Chordata, Actinopteri, Pomacentridae. Gene Ontology annotation, molecular function: protein binding. The annotation marks the transcript as partial. The record is from RefSeq and is a predicted model, not a curated record.